This is a messenger RNA of Solea senegalensis (Senegalese sole), 4402 nucleotides long. RefSeq lists its product as uncharacterized. The transcript has 22 exons. The coding region runs from base 385 to 3714 and encodes 1109 amino acids. The record is from RefSeq and is a predicted model, not a curated record. Gene Ontology annotation, biological process: signal transduction. Lineage: Eukaryota; Metazoa; Chordata; Actinopteri; Pleuronectiformes; Soleidae. Gene Ontology annotation, molecular function: interleukin-1 receptor activity.
CUGAACCGAGCUUUUAAAACACCAAAGUCAAAAAAUAACACAUUUGGACUUCAUGAAGGCGGCAGCAGGGGAUCAACAACUCCUGUUUCUACUCAGUCAAGGUUGUUGAAUGUUGAAAUAAUGUUGUCUAAUGUGGAGACCGCUGACCUUAAACCUUUAAAAUAUUUGGUGGAGUCUCCUGGGACUGGACUUGGAGUGUUUCUUUAUUUCCUUGUGAAAGGAAGUUUGUAUUUACCACUUCUCUUUCUUUUCUGUAACCUGUUUGCAUCACUGCCUCAGCUCAGAGUAUUUAGUAAGUGAGUGAGUGAGUGAGUGACUGAGUGAGUGUGAGAACAUGAGGAGUUCACUGAAAUGUAAACCUUUUCACGUCCACUCAGGAGAACCAUGUCCUGGUCCACUCUGCUGUGCUCACUGAGCGCUCUGCUGUGUCUGAGGUUCAAGUCCAUGGCUCACAGCCACAGGGUGGAGCCAGAUACCUACCGUGUGACCGUCGGCCAUCUCUUCCUGCUGAGUUGUCCCUUUGCCCCAAACGUGACGUGGAGCAGAGCGCGGACGCCGGACGUGAGUCUGCCCAGAGGAGUGGAGGUCAGAGACGGGUUACUGGGCUUUCUGCCUGUACAGGCGUCACAUGACGGGACGUACACCUGCGAGAGAAGGGGCAAGGCUGGAUUAUUGGCGAUGAAGUUCAGGGUGUUGGUGUCCACUAGAGCUUGUCCUGAUCCACUGGAGAAAAGAACCGCCCGCCGGGGAGUCAGUGAACUACUUCCCUGCAAACAAAAAGAGAUCUUCAGACUGAAUAAGACAACAAUCGUACGAUGGAUGAAGGACUGCCGCCCCGUGAAGGUCAUCCACACGGAUGAGAAUGGCAACGCGCGGCUUCCCUCGCUCACUGAAAAGGAUUCUGGGAAAUAUACCUGCCUAGUGGAUGUCAGCGUGGACGGCAGGACGUACACUGCCGCGCGAAGCAUCCAUCUAACUGUAAACAAUGAUACAAUUCUUUCAGUGCCGGUGAUUGUGAACCCUCAAGAGAAAGUCGUGGUCCAAGUGGGUAAGAGCGUCGAGCUAAAGUGUAAAGCCUUUAUCGGCUUCAGUGAGGUCCAGGGAAUUCUCAUGUACUGGACUGUGGAUGGGAAAUUAAUUGAUGACUACAAGGAACUCAGUGAGUCCUGGAAAUAUUCUCACGAAGCAGGCCGGGUGUUCAACGAGUCCACGCUGUCCAUCCCUAAAGUCCUUCCUUUGUUCCUGAACGUCCCCAUUGUUUGCCACAUAAUGAGUUCAACUGGCAACAAAAAUGUCUCAAUGCUGCUCCAAGAAGAUGACCACACUGUCUUCUACAUCAGUGUUGCUUUCUGCCUCACUACUUUCCUGGCCUUGCUGACCCUUGCUGCGGUCAAUCUCUUCAAAGUCAAUGUCGUGUUGGCCUGCAGGAAGCUGCGUCGACAUUUCUCUGAACCAGCGCCAGAUGGGAAGCUCUACGACGGCUACGUGAGCUUCCUUCAUCCCGACACCCCGAGUUCUGCUGAGGCGGCAAACUUUGCUCUGCAGAUCUUACCUGAGGAGCUGGAGGCCAAACAUGGCUACUCCCUGUACAUCAGAGGACGGGACGACCUCCCCGGUGAAGCCUUUCAUGAUGCCGUUGCCGCGACAAUGCGCCAGUGCCGCAGACUGAUAAUCGUACUCUCACAGUCCUCCACUGAUGGGAGCACAGCGGAGACAUCACACUUACACGCCGACCAAAACCGGCAGGUCUACGAACAGAAAAUCGGCAUUUACGACGCUCUCACGCAGAACGACCUCCGAGUGAUUCUGGUGGAAAUUGAUGGCGCGGGGGAUUACAGCCGCCUGCCAGAGUCUCUUCGUUACAUUAAGAGGAAACAAGGAACUUUGAAGUGGACGAAAGACUUUCUUGGCACCAACAAACUCACCAAAUUGUACUCCAGCAGAAGGUUCUGGAAUAAUCUGAGGUACCAGAUGCCCUCCGUGCCUGCAAGAAGAAACCAUCCACAACAGACAGUGUUAGUGAAAGCUUCCUGUUUGGCAUCUGAAUUUUCUCCCAAGAUGAUUGAUAAUUUACAUCUUCUCCUCUUGAUCUUUGUGGUGAUUCCUAUAUAUGCAUUUUCAGAGCCCCAGUGUAAGAACAAAGAUCUCGAGUAUCGACUUCUUGAAGGUGAAUCGUUUGUGUCUCUUGCUCUGCUUGAGAAAUAUCUCGAAAAUAAAGGGCUCACAUGGCACAAUAAUAACGUGACGAUCGAGUCCGACGAGACGGAGAGGAUACAUUGCAAUGGCACGCUGUUUUUUUUCUUAAACGCUACCACCAAGGACUCUGGCAUAUACACUGCCCGGCGCGUGUACCCCUCAGGAAACUGCUGCAACUAUAAUCUGAACCUUACAGUCCUCAAAGUGAGUCAGAGGGCUGACCCCGAGAUUCUUUUUGGAGAACUUGACCUGCCCGGGUUGAACAAAAGGGUUUCUUGUCCAAUUCCUGUCACAACAACAUGUAAAAGGCUUGGAGGAAAUCUCACCUGGUACAAGGACUUCAAUCUUCUUGGUGUGCAUGAAAAUCCCAUGUGGAUUCUAAACACCACCAAAGAUCAUGAGGGUAUCUACACCUGCAUCUGCACCUGGUCCCACAAUCACAAGGUUUAUAACUCAUCAGGCUCCAGGAAGCUCAUCGUUAGUGAACCAAAUAUUUACGAUGACGUAGUGGAAAUCAUCUCACCAUCAAACGAGCAGUUUGCUGAUGAAGGUUCUGAGCUCCAGCUGAACUGCACCGUUAGGUGCGGGACUAAUAUGAAAAAGGGCUGUUUUGCUCGAUGGCAGAUUGAUGGCGACAUGGAUGGCUACGAGCAAACUGAAACCCUAAACAUUGAGGAACCUUCAAAGGCCACCACCACCACUGCGGUCCUGACCAUCAAGCAAGUGUCUUCGUGGGAUUUUCAGACUAAAUUGAAAUGCACUGGGUGGAAUAUUUACUCAAUAAAAUCAGUCUUUUUACAGCUCAAGCGGAGAGGGUCGAUAAUUUGCCUGGUCAUCACAGCAGUGUUUGGCUCUGUGCUUGCUGUGUGGCUGGUUAAGUGCAUUUUUAUCGACAUUGCACUCUUGUUCAGACCCUGCCUCCGUCCGUUCAAUCGCAAAAAAGAUGUGAAGUUUUUUGAUGCCUACGUGGUCUACCAGACACAGCACAUGGACAAGGAAGCUGAGGACACACUCGGGCGCUUUGUCAUGCAGAUUUUACCGUCUGUUCUGGAGGACAAGUGCGGAUAUCGACUCUUCAUCCAAGGGAGAGACGACAUUCCUGGACAAGACCGUAUGGAACUGGUUGACAACAACAUGAAACAGAGUAGAAGACUGAUCAUCCUCAUCUCCCCGGGUUCAGGAUCUGGGUCCGAGACCACAGACCAUCAGUCAGCAGCAGCAGAAGGGUUUGACUGGCAGGCAGGUCUCUAUCACGCACUGGUCCAGAGAGAGAUGAGUGUGAUUCUGAUUCAGUUGGGCGACACCGGGACCCAAGGAUACAAACACCUUCCCAUCACCUUGCAGCAUUUGAUCAACAAGAGCGCCCCUCUGAGGUGGCCAGAGGGUUCGUGGGAUGCUGCGUCGCGGAACUCUCGCUUCUGGAAGAAAGUGCGAUACCUGAUGCCCGCCAUUCCGUCCAAGAAAUAUCCACAGGCUGCGAAUGAACCACGGAUCUAUCAGAAUGUUUGUGAAAUGUAAGCACUCACUGUAACUCCUCUGUCCUAAUGUUGUCCUUUUGGACAUUUGGACGCCUUACUAUACUAUGACUUUUUUGUCUCAUUUUGGACAUCUUACUAUACUAUGACUUUUUCUGUCUCAUUUUGGAUGUAUUUCUAGACUAUGACUUUUUUGUGACUUUUUGGACAUCUUACUGUACUAUGACAUUUUGGACGCCUUACUAUACGAUGACUUUUUGUGAAAAGACAAAUUGUUUUAGUUAAGAUUUGUGUGUAUAUGUUUAAAAUAACAUGCAGAAAAUACAGUGUUAUUUAAAAUACAAAAAAAAAUGUGAAGUAGUCGUUUUGUGACGCACACAUUUUUGUGCGAUUGAACGAUUGAUUUUGUGAUUUGGAUCACGUUUGUUUGCUAUCUUUAAAAAGUGGGCCCCCAUGUGGAAAGUUUGGGAAACACUGGUCAUUAAAAAGGUGCAUGGUUGCAAGUGGAGGUCUCAGUUAGGCUCCACCCACCACUCUUCCAAAUAUGGUUACUUCUGGUUUCAGACAAUUCAUGUCGUGGUGGAUCGAAACAUAAUUCUGUCUUAAUUUCUGAGCCUCUGGAUUACCACUGUCUCCAACUUGGACUGAUUUAAGAUGAUGUCUGAUUGUGAAAUGGAUGUAUUUGUAAUGUUGUUGUGAACAAAAGUGUAUUUAUUUAUUUCAGAUGUAUG